Molecule: messenger RNA, 378 nt
Organism: Procambarus clarkii (red swamp crayfish)
Lineage: Eukaryota; Metazoa; Arthropoda; Malacostraca; Decapoda; Cambaridae
Source: RefSeq, a predicted model, not a curated record
AUGACGGGAGACUGUCUCUCUACCGUCCAAGUGAGACGGGCAUGGGCUGGUGAGGGCGUGGGCGGGGCAUGGGCUGGUGAGGGCGUGGGCGGGGCAUGGGCUGGUGAGGGCGUGGGCCGGGCAUGGGCUGGUGAGGGCGUGGGCCGGGCAUGGGCUGGUGAGGGCGUGGGCGGGGCAUGGGCUGGUGAGGGCGUGGGCGGGGCAUGGGCUGGUGAGGGCGUGGGCGGGGCAUGGGCUGGUGAGGGCGUGGGCGGGGCAUGGGCUGGUGAGGGCGUGGGCGGGGCAUGGGCUGGUGAGGGCGUGGGCGGGGCAUGGGUUACCCCUAAGGACAAGACAAGAAACCCCACCAAUAAUUCAGUCCAACUUAGAGAUCAGUGA